Petromyzon marinus (sea lamprey) is the source of this 2416-nucleotide messenger RNA. Its product is annotated as septin-5-like. The record is from RefSeq and is a predicted model, not a curated record. Lineage: Eukaryota; Metazoa; Chordata; Hyperoartia; Petromyzontiformes; Petromyzontidae. Gene Ontology annotation, molecular function: GTP binding.
CGGGCGCCUUUCCUGUUUCGAAGAAGCACGUAACAGCAGCUCAUGUCGGAUACACACCCUGUCACUACCAGGACUCCCCACCCACAGCUCACUCACACACGCACACACACAUUAUCUUACGCACCCACCCACCCAUACCCAUUCACACAGCUUCCCACCAACACACACACACAUCCACUCACAUGCAUCCACAUAUACAUCCACUCACCUAGACACCGAAUAACUCACCCACCUAGCCAUCCAAGCUCACACCUGCCCAUCCACUCACUCCCAUCGACUUGCAACAUACAAAUAUCCGCUAACCGACACAUAAACUCUCCCACACACUCGGCACACAUCCAACCACUCACUCACCAACCAGCUACUCACGCACACACCACUCACCCGCUCACUCACCCACCCUCACUCACCCAACCAGUUACUCACGCACACACCCACUAACUCACCCAAUCAGCCACUCAUGCACACAACCACGAACCCGUUCACUCACCCACCCAGCCAGCAAUCUGUCAAUCCCUCCGCGCUCCACACAACGCCCUGAGUUGCCUCCUAGACAACCGCUCUCCAUUGCUCCCUGCGGACUCCGCUGGCGCGUCGCGAAUGUCCUAGUUGCAUCCCACAAUUGCUGAGGUGGAACCACGGACAAGAGCUGCAAAGCUGUCAGCCGAUUGAAGUCCCCCGGAGCGCGGCUCCCCCCGCCCCAUGGCGCGGAGCCCCAUCCCGGAGCGCCUCGUGGAGCGGCUCCUUCUGCCUGGGACCGGGGAGGCGAUGCCGGGGUCGCCCGGGCAACGCGAGCGCACGGAUCAUGACAAGGAGUAUGUUGGCUUUGCCACACUCCCCAACCAAGUCCACCGCAAGUCCGUGAAGAAAGGCUUCGAGUUCACGCUGAUGGUGGCCGGCGAGUCGGGCUUGGGGAAGUCGACUCUCAUCAACAGCCUCUUCCUCACCGACCUCUACCACGACCGCGUGCUGCUGCCCGCUGACGAGCGGAUCGCGCGCACGGUGGAGAUCUUGCGACGCACGCUGGAGAUCGAGGAGAAGGGCGUGCGACUGCGCCUCUCCCUGGUCGACACCCCCGGGUUUGCCGACGCCAUCGACAACACGGAGUGUUGGCAGCCGGUGGUGGAAUACGUGGAGGAGCAGUUCGAGUCGUACUUCCGUGAGGAGAGCGGCCUCGACCGCAAGAACCUGCAGGACACGCGCGUCCACUGCUGCCUCUACUUCAUCUCGCCCUACGGGCACGGGCUGAAGCCGCUGGAUGUGGAGUUCAUGAAGGCACUGCACAACAAGGUGAACAUCGUUCCCGUCAUCGCCAAGGCCGACACGCUCACCAUGCGGGAGAGGGAGACGCUCAAACGCAGGGUCCAAGAGGAGCUGAGUGAAAACGACAUUAAGAUCUACCAGUUCCCGGAGUGCGACUCGGACGAGGAUGAUGAAUUCAAGAGGCAGGACGAGGAGUUGAAGGCCAGCAUCCCAUUCGCAGUGAUUGGUGGCAGCGCGGUUGUGGAGGCUUCAGGGCGCCGGGUGCGCGGCCGCCUCUACCCAUGGGGAAUCGCUGAGGUGGACAGCAGCGAGCACUGCGACCUGGCGAAGCUGCGCACGAUGCUGAUCCGCACGCACAUGCAGGACCUGAAGGACGUGACGCGCGACCUGCACUACGAGGAGCACCGCGCACGCUGUAUCCAGCACAUGACACGCGUGGCCACGCGCACCCGCACACGCAGUAAGCUGUCCCGCGAGAGCGUCGUGGACUUCCCCAUGCCCAUCAUGUCGGGCCUAGCGGGCAGGGCGGACGCGCUCAUCCGGGCCAAGGAGCAGGAGCUCGCCCGCAUGCAGGAGAUGCUGGUUCACAUGCAGAACAAGGUUCAGGCCCAGUCUACUCAGUCAUCAACAUAAUCCAGCUGUGUCAGGCUAGGUCCACGAUCAUUCCGUCCCGUCGCAUUAAAACACCCAGAGGAUUCUCCCCUGAGCUUGUCCAAUCGAGUUGCUUGCAACUGCUCACUCAAGCGUGGACCAGGCUUGAGUGGAGCCCAAAUCUUAAUCUUCCCAAACACCUCCAAAGCCACGGUCGCUGAAAACCAAAACGUGAUCGCAAACUCCGUGAACCCCACAGUUUUCUCCCAAUGCUGAAGAAAUCCAAUCGCAAAUUUCACGCAACUAAUUUUCAUCACGGUCCCAACGAUGUUCAAGUUGUCCAUGUUUGCAGGAAAGCAACGUGCGCCCCAAUACAUCCCCAAACGUCACCCUCCGAUCUCAAGCCAGUGGGAUAGUACAAAGUCAAAAGUUUAAGUUUAUUGUCUUUAACUAGAACUCGAGAGGCCAGGAUGGAAGAGUCUCGUUUGCAAGCGUGACCUGGGUCAUCACAAUGACAAAAGCAAUAGAGUAAAAUAAAGCGAUGAAGGGCCAUUGCCCAAAA